Molecule: messenger RNA, 564 nt
Organism: Torulaspora globosa
Lineage: Eukaryota; Fungi; Ascomycota; Saccharomycetes; Saccharomycetales; Saccharomycetaceae
Gene: SNT309
Product: Snt309p
Exons: 1
Coding region: 1-564 (187 amino acids)
Biological process (GO): mRNA processing
Source: RefSeq, a predicted model, not a curated record
AUGCGAGAUUUGGGCAUAGAGAUGGAUUAUUUGCCCUUUAUUGAUGACGAGUCGGCGUUGGAGGAGUAUGAAGACGCUGUAGAGAAAUCCAUUCAAGAAGAAUUGCGAAAGAACGGGGAAGAGAUUCACCCAGAGGCCCGAGAUAUGAAAUUAGAGGAGCUACGAGCUUAUCCUGUCCAUUCCUUAUACUGCGAGACUUCGUACGACGGCGACAGACUGUUACAGCAAUACAAGCGAUCGAUUCCCCGUAUAGAUAUGGAAAGAUACUCGACAGACAGUCGGGGUGACGUCGACAUCCUAUGUGUGAUCGACAGCUACCUGCGACACCAGGAGCUUGUGCUGGAAAGACUGAUGCCACAAACGCUACUUAAUCAAUGGGCUAUCAAUAACGACUUCCUCGCCGCUAGCAGCGCGACGCUACAAAAGGUUAUCGACGACCAAGAAACAAACAUAUACAAUCUCAACUCCUACAGGAAGAACGUGCAACUGCAGAAUGCGCGUGUGUUCGCCGCGCUCGAGGAGCAGUGGAAGAAGAGCUUGAUAGACACACUCAAUGUAGAAUAA